CGAGCCUCGCUAGGCACCUCUUUGACAGCUAAUUCCGGCGUCAGAUACUGUAAUGGAUCCUACGAUGGAAGGAGUGGAGGCGAAAAUUUCACUAGAGCCCCAUUGGGCUUGCCAUCCAGUGGACUCCGUCUUUUGGGACUUCCGAUUCCUCAGCUUUACCAUGCAAUGGAUUUCGUAAUUGGACACCUCCGAAGCCAACUAAUAAUGGCUGGCUGGCCGCCCAUCAUGCGUUUGGGGGAAUUCAUGUAUGUCUACUUGGCCACGAAUCCUUCCCUUUGUCUUUUAACACUCGUAUUAUUCAGAAAAUAA
Molecule: messenger RNA, 309 nt
Organism: Protopolystoma xenopodis
Lineage: Eukaryota; Metazoa; Platyhelminthes; Monogenea; Polystomatidea; Polystomatidae
Source: the annotation of a GenBank genome assembly